Molecule: messenger RNA, 1536 nt
Organism: Prunus armeniaca (apricot)
Lineage: Eukaryota; Viridiplantae; Streptophyta; Magnoliopsida; Rosales; Rosaceae
Source: the annotation of a GenBank genome assembly
AUGGAGUUUAGGGAGGAAGGAGGAGAGCCAGUGAGCCCCACUGGCCAAUACUUCAACAGUUCUAUCUUAUCUGUUGCAAUUCUUGCAGUUUUGGAAUUUGAGGUUCCAAUCAAUGAUUCCCAAGCUCUCUCUUUGCUUCAAGAUGUCUUCCUCCCUAUCAACCCUCGCUUCUCUUCUAUCAUGGUACGUGACAACCCAGAUCAAAAGAAACAAUGGAAGAGGGUUGAAGUGAAGCUUGAAGACCAUGUUCAUGUCCCCAUUUUCCCUUCUAAAAUGUCACCAGAAUCCUAUGAUGAGUAUUUUGAUGACUACAUAUCAAAUAUAGCAGCAGAAAAACUCCCACAAAACAGGCCAUUAUGGGAAAUUCACAUUCUCAAGUACCCAACAAGCCAUGCAGCUAGUACCCUGAUUUUCAAGCUUCACCAUGCCCUAGGUGAUGGCUACUCUCUAAUGGGUGCUCUUCUUUCUUGUCUGCAAACUGCUCAAAACCCUUCUGUUCCUCUAACAUUUCCUUCCCUGAAGAGCUCAUCAGGACCAAAAAUUACUCACAUGACUAAAAUUGUCUCUCAGUUUUUCUCUUCAGUUAUCCAAACUGUAUCGGAUUUCAGUUGGAGCAUUUUGAAGAGCAGUUUUGUAGAAGAUGAUCGAACUCCGAUUAGGUCUGGGGAAGAUGGAGUUGAGUUUCGGCCAAUAACACUAUCAACAUUGACGUUCUCCAUUGAUGAAAUCAAACUGAUCAAGAACAAACUUGGAGUGGGAAGAGAAGGGGACCUUGGGUUUGAUCCGGAAGAAGGGAGAAAGAGGUUCCGAGAGAGAAAAAAGAAAAGAUUUUCUAACAGCCAAUCUAACGGCAUAGUCACGUUGCAAAACAUUUACAAAAUAAGGACGAUAAAUGAUGUGAUUGCUGGAAUAAUCUUCUUGGGCACCAGAAUAUACAUGCAAGAGGUUACCCAAAAAUCAAGCAAUGAACAUUGUACGGCAUUGGUGCUUCUCAGAACCAGAAACAUCGAGGGUUACACGUCAACUAAAGAGAUGAUCGAACACAAUAAUGCUAAUAUGUCAUGGGGAAACCAAUUUGCCUUCUUACACUUGCCAGUGCCCAAGUCAACUGAAACUUCAAAUCCACUCGACUUUGUUUGGGAAGCACAAAAAAUGAUCAAGAAAAAAAGAAGUUCUGCGACUAGCUACCUCACUAGUUGGCUAUUGGAUAUUUUGAAGAAAUUUAGAGGCCCUGAGGGAGCAGCUAGAUACAUUCAUGGCACGCUCAAGAACUCAAGCAUGACAAUCUCGAAUAUGAUUGGGCCAGUUGAAAAAAUGGCUUUGGACAAUCAGCCCGUCGGUGGCUUAUACUUCAUGGUGGUUGGUCCACCUCAGUGUCUUACUGUGACUGCACUUAGUUAUAUGGGAAAGCUGAGGGUUGCCUUCGGAGCUGAAAAAGGCUUCAUAGAUUCCCAGAAAUUGAAGGCGUCCAUGCAAAAUGCCUUUGGAGUAAUACUCGAAGCCUCCAACCCAAUUCCUCCUGCAAAGGCAUCGUAG